This is a messenger RNA of Bacillus rossius redtenbacheri, 1947 nucleotides long. Its product is annotated as opsin-1. Bases 255 to 1385 code for a protein of 376 amino acids. Gene Ontology annotation, cellular component: plasma membrane. Gene Ontology annotation, biological process: G protein-coupled receptor signaling pathway; cellular response to light stimulus; visual perception. Lineage: Eukaryota; Metazoa; Arthropoda; Insecta; Phasmatodea; Bacillidae. Gene Ontology annotation, molecular function: G protein-coupled photoreceptor activity. The record is from RefSeq and is a predicted model, not a curated record. The transcript has 9 exons.
GAAGCCCCAUUAUUAAGUUAGCCUUCUUCCUGACGUAUUGAUUGGUCGGGACGACUUGGAAGUUGGUGGGGGGGCAACCCAAAGCGGCGUCAGCUUUUAUAUAAGAGGCCUUUAAAAGCACGGACACCUCGAGCCGCAUUCGAAAGAGUUCUCGGACUUCCUGGCGGACCUCCCACUUUGUCGAGAACUGAAGUAGUUCGUAAAGAUUUUCUUCAGUUUCCGCUGUAAAAAUUUUUCCAACUUCAUAAGUAGCCAUGUCUGUGAUUUCCGAGCCGAGCUUCAGCGCCUACUCAUGGGCCAGUCAAGGCGGCUUUGGCAACCAGACCGUGGUGGACAAAGUGCCGCCGGAAAUGCUGUACCUCGUUGAUGCCCACUGGUAUCAAUUCCCUCCCCUGAACCCCUUAUGGCACGGCCUCCUGGGGUUUGUCAUCGGGGUUCUGGGUUUCAUCUCCGUCAUCGGUAACGGCAUGGUCAUCUACAUCUUCUCGACGACGAAGUCGCUCAGGACACCGUCCAACUUGUUGGUGGUGAACCUGGCCUUCUCUGACUUCCUCAUGAUGUUCUCCAUGUCCCCGCCCAUGGUCAUCAACUGCUACUACGAGACCUGGGUGCUGGGACCCUUCAUGUGUGAAAUCUACGGACUGUUGGGUUCUCUUUUCGGAUGUGGCUCCAUCUGGACCAUGACCAUGAUUGCUAUGGAUAGGUACAACGUCAUCGUCAAGGGGUUGUCGGCCAAGCCCAUGACCAACAAGACGGCGAUGGUCAGGAUACUCCUGGUCUGGGCAAUGUCCAUUGGCUGGACCGUUGCUCCUCUCUUCGGCUGGAACAGGUACGUGCCUGAAGGCAACAUGACCGCCUGCGGCACCGACUACAUCACCAAGAACUGGACGAGCCGCAGCUACAUCCUCGUCUACUCGUGGUUCGUCUACUUCUGCCCCCUGCUGCUCAUCAUCUACUCGUACUUCUUCAUUGUGCAGGCUGUGGCUGCCCAUGAGAAGCAGAUGAGGGACCAGGCCAAGAAGAUGAACGUCGCGUCCCUGAGGUCGGCCGAGGCGGCCAACACCAGCGCCGAGUGCAAGCUCGCCAAGGUUGCUCUGAUGACCAUCUCCCUGUGGUUCUUCGCCUGGACCCCAUACCUGGUCAUCAACUACUCCGGCAUCUUCGAGACCAUGAAGAUCACUCCCCUCGUGACCAUCUGGGGAUCUCUGUUCGCCAAGGCCAACGCUGUCUACAACCCCAUCGUUUAUGGCAUCAGCCACCCCAAGUACAGACAAGCCCUGUACAAGAAGUUCCCCAGCCUCGCCUGCUCCAACACCGGUGACGACAACACCUCUGUCGCCUCGGGAGUCACCCAGGUCAGCGACGACAAGAGCACGUCUGCGUAGACACUUCCUCGAGCCCCCCUCUUCGCACCACACGGCAAGCCGACCUGCAUGCCCCCUCCCCCUCCCCCUCCUCGCGGGGGGACCCGUGGCUUUGCUCUCGCACCUGCCGUGCCUGCCGGGCGCGAGAGCCCGACGCCACGCCCACGCGACGGACGGCCCGGGGGAAGGAAACGAGUUCUCUGUGAAGUGGUGGGAACUUUUCUUGUCAACACAUCUGUGAUACGCUGCUGUGCGGCACGAACUCUUGAUUUACCCUCUGCCCGACCGAACCGGGGGACGUCUCGAGCGAUCGAAACGCUCCCCUGGUGUCGGUGACGACACGGCAGACUGGCGGCAAGGAAGCGGCGGACACGCGGCCGACGGCUGAGAGGACAGGCAUUUCCAUGCAAAACUGUACAAUUUGUAAAAAAAAAUAUAUUUUUUCCUCUACUUUUAUUGUAAAAUAUGUUAAAACUGUUAAGUUUUAUUUUGUUGUCUAGCUUUCUUAGGGCCAUAAACGACGGUGACUUGUGUAGUUUUUUUGUAUUGCAUUGAAAAUAAAUCUCCCCAGCAAGAUUAAAAA